Ornithorhynchus anatinus (platypus) is the source of this 731-nucleotide messenger RNA. Its product is annotated as glutamyl-tRNA(Gln) amidotransferase subunit C, mitochondrial. The record is from RefSeq and is a predicted model, not a curated record. Lineage: Eukaryota; Metazoa; Chordata; Mammalia; Monotremata; Ornithorhynchidae. Gene Ontology annotation, molecular function: glutaminyl-tRNA synthase (glutamine-hydrolyzing) activity. Bases 30 to 614 code for a protein of 194 amino acids. Gene Ontology annotation, biological process: mitochondrial translation; glutaminyl-tRNAGln biosynthesis via transamidation; regulation of translational fidelity. The transcript is spliced from 4 exons. Gene Ontology annotation, cellular component: mitochondrion; glutamyl-tRNA(Gln) amidotransferase complex.
GGGGAGGAGGUGCUGGGCGGCGCCGGUCGAUGACGUCGUGGGGGCGCGGUCCGAUGGCGUGGCGGGUCGGGGCGAUGCGGGCGGCGGCGGCGGCGGCGGCGGCGGCGUGGGGGGGGCUGCGGGGCGGCCUCCGUCCGGGGGUCUGUCCGGGGGUCUGUCCGGGGGUCUCCCCGUGGCCGUGCCCGUCCCGCGGCUUCGCGUGGGAGGCGUCCCGGGCGCGCGGGGGCGUUCCGGGGGAGGAGCGGGUCCCGCUGAGCUUGGAGGUGCGGCGGCGCGUGGAGCGCCUGGCGCUGCUGCCCCCCAGCGACGGGUUGGGGCUGCGGCGUCUGGAGGCCUCGGUCCGCGCCGCGCGCCGCCUCCGCCGCCUGCCCACCCACGGGGUGCCGCCCAUGGACUCCCUGCUCGAGGACAGGGUUGAUGGCAUCAUCACCAUGAAGUAUUUAAAAAUCAACCAUUGUAGAGGUGCCAGACAGCUCUGGACAAAGUGCCUGUACCUAAGAGCCGACGAAGUGGCAGAAGGCAACUGUGCUGAAGAGCUGCUGCAAAACGCCAGCCGGACCGUCGAAGAAUAUUUUGUAGCCCCACCAGGUAACAUAUCUAUGGAAGACGAAUGAGCAAGAGCCUCUGGUACGGACGUAGCGCCGACACUUUGGAAAGGACCGUAAUGGAAGCGUGAAGGCCCAUGGAUGAUGCUCUGCCCUGUGACAUUAAAGGGUAUUUGUGCUAUUGAA